This is a messenger RNA of Pieris napi, 3259 nucleotides long. RefSeq names its product rab11 family-interacting protein 4 (gene nuf). The transcript is spliced from 14 exons. Gene Ontology annotation, cellular component: midbody; cleavage furrow; endocytic vesicle. The coding region runs from base 320 to 1717 and encodes 465 amino acids. Gene Ontology annotation, biological process: regulation of cytokinesis; endocytic recycling. Lineage: Eukaryota; Metazoa; Arthropoda; Insecta; Lepidoptera; Pieridae. The record is from RefSeq and is a predicted model, not a curated record.
ACUUGCGUAUGUGACAGGUGUGUUUAGUGAAAUUACAGUCGUAAAUAAAUCCUGUUUGUAACCUGCGUAUUUAAUACGUACAUACAAAUAAUCUAUAGAAGUUUCUAUAUAGUGUUUAAACAUUCUCAGUUCUCCAAGUAUUAAUAAUUAGUGCCUUAGUGUUUCGAAAUUGUGACAAGUUUUCUGUUUGUGGUUUACUGUCCUUGAGGCGGAGGCUUUGACGCUAGUUCUGUCUUCUUUUUCAUACGCGACUGACAAGGUUCCGAGGCAAUCCAACGCAACCUGACUGAACCAAUAGUUGAAGGUGCCGGCGGCUGUGAUGAUGGCACCGAGUGUUUUCCCAAGAACCAAAUCACCGAGAUCUUCGCCAGGAAAUGUACCACGUAAACUUCAGAAUGGUAAAGGAACUAGUAACGUGAGCCAAGCUGUAAGCCAAGCAGAGAACACAGCAGACUCCAGCCCGGGCAACUCAAUUUCAGACGCAGAGAACUUCGAAUGCUAUGGAGAAGCUGAUGGAGACACAUCUAGCAAUGCAUUAGAAAAUGGAACCCGAAGUCCUGGGAAUAAUCUCAAUCGACAUUCAUGGACGAGAACUAGCUUACGACGGACUCCUCCAAGUCAUCAAGAAAACCUGCCACAUCGAAGAUGGGGAUCCAUGAGGCAUUCCGGGAAACGACAAAUCGGUUCCAAUGUCUUAGCAAGCCAAUUGUACCGGUCGUCGUCCUUCAACUCGUCUGGCUGCGGGUCGGGGGGAGAGCCAGCUGACGAUAUGUACUCAGAUGUUUCAUUAGAAGAAGAUGUGCAGGGACUCAACUAUAAGGUACAACUUCUUCAGCAGCAGGUGACGUCACUCGCAGAUACUCAAAGCACGUCAGACGAAAGGUACGCCAGAGCAAAGGCCGACAACGCUGUACUUCAAGCCAGAGUUCACAUGCUCGAUGAACAGAUACGCGAGAUCGAAUGCCGUUGCGAGGAGCGUAUUGCAGAGGAACAGAAACGAUGUAGGGAUGCGAUAGCUAGAGUCGAGCGUGACAGGGACGCUCAGCUGUCUGCACUUAAUGAUCGACUCUCCGCUGCUGAAGCAGAGGCUUCUGAUCUUAAACAAGAGGUGGGUAGACUCCGUGGCGUUGCCGAAACCCUACGGGCGAACGCUGAAAUAAGCUCGCGUACCGCACGCGAAGCUCAAGACGCAGCGAGCGAACUGGCUGCUCAGAUGAGUAGUGCCAGAGACGCCGAGAGACGUGAAAGAGAGGCCGCUGAAGCGACGAGAGCGCUCCUUGCCGCCGCUCAGCAGGAACUCCGAGCGCUCAAGGCGGCUCCUCCCCCACCCCCAGACCCUCGGGUGGAUGAGCUGCAGCAGGAACUCACGCUGCUACGCACCCAGAAUAAAUCUCUCACAGAAGCCCAAGAGGAACUCCAGGCGCAGAUUCUAACUCGAGGCGUUGAAGAGGGUCGCAGUCUGUUAGAUGGAGUGAGCGGCCCUCUCGUCGCUACCAACUCUUUGGCACACGAACUCUCGCAAAUGAGUGACCACGAGCUCGUUGGUAGCGAACAGUCUGACAGCAUAGAGUUGGAAAAGUUGCAAAAGGCUUUGAAAGAGCAGCAAGACGUGAACGUACAACUGCGAGACUACAUUGACGGUAUCCUGCUAUCAAUAGUAGAAAAUUACCCACAACUCCUCGAAGUCAAGUGUCAGAAACCAGAUUUUAAAUCAUAACGCCGAUAAAUCUUCCAGUAUGGUAGUGCCUUAGAUUUUAAAUAACAUAAGUUACAUCGCAGAAGGACAGUUCAACGUCCUUGAUAAAAUUAAUUAGAUUAAAAUAUUAUAUUGAGACAUUCAGUCAUUUUUUAAAAUGAGAACUUUUUAAUUAUUCACCUUAAUUUCCCAUUUCAAACCAUUUUCAUGAUGCAUAGUUCAUGAUGUCGUUAGAGACGUGCCUACAUAUCAUGGCGUUAUUUAUUUUAAUAAUUGAAUUGAGUCAGGAGCGCAUUAUCACCACGGAUUAAUUAUACUUACCUCGGCUACGAAUAACAAUACUAGUAAUAUAAUAGUGUACCUGUUUAUAAAAUGCCUCUUAACCUUAAAAUGUUUCUUGUAAACGUAAGUUUCCUAUAUGCGUCUACAUUGACACUAUAAGCUAUCACAAUUAAAUACAGAAUAUUUAAUAUUUCAAACAUUAUUAUUUAUUAUUGAGAUUCUUGUUUACAGUUGAGAAUUGUAUUAUUGCAAACAAUACACAUACAAUUAUAUUCAACCACGCUACUAUAUAGUACAUUAUAUAUAUAGUAUUAUUAUUCGUUUUCAACGUCACUCUUAGGUUUCAUUGGCCAUCUGAGGCCUAUUAUGGUCGUGGAGUUUAUCCUAUGGCCUAGAACAAUGCAUCCUUUUGCUGCUUAUUGAAACGCAACGCAGCGCGUCGCGCUACAAAAAAAUUAUUUUGUGAAUAAAUUACAAUACUAUCAAGACAACCAUUUAUAAUUUCAAGAAAUAUUUUCCAUUGGCCGUAUAUUAUUUGUAUGAUCCGUUAAAACUAAUAAAAUAAAGCUGUAAUGUUAUGUGUAAAUUUUAAUAAAUAUUUAUACUUAUUAUUACUGUGAUAUAAGAAUACUAUAAUGAAAUAUAAAUAUUAUCAUGUCCUUAUCGUUUUAUGACUUUCGAUAGUAAUUCAUGAUUUUUAAAUAAAUUAGAAUUGUUAUAAAAGUGAUUCUUUAUAUAAAUCUUUUAUUUUAUCUUAGUUCCCUAAUUGUUAAUCAGCUUAAUCGGUGUGAUUUAAUUGCUACUUAAUUUCCAAUUAAAAAGGCGUUAACAAGUGCCACAAUACGCGAUAUAUCAAACAUGUAAAUAUUGUAUAGCAUUAGGGUAUAUGCAAUAGCGAACCGAUAACAUCUCAUAGAAAUGCUUUAUUAGUGCUUUAGUUGUAAGGAAAAUUAUUUUUGUAGUAUUAGAUCUGGAGAUACAAGGCCAAGCCGUCCAUAAAGUUUAUUACAUCAUUUUAAUUCAAGACUGUGGUAGACAUUGGUGCAAAUAACUCUUAAGCUGAGAGUAAUUCUAAUUGUGAAAUAAAAUAUUUAAUUAUUUAUAAUUGAAGCCAUUUCGAAUUGUAUUCCUAAAUUUUAUUUUAUUCGAUAGUCUUUAAAAUAAAUUUGUUAGACGUGUAUGUUAAUAUGUAAGAUAGCUUCUAGGCAUUUCUGUACAUUUUGAUAACAUUUGUGAAGUAAUGAAAAUAACCAUAUAUCGAAAUAAAAGAAUUUUAAAUUA